AUGAUCUUUGGUCCAGGACGAUCUGGAUCUCUGGAGAUUGCGGUUCACUUGUUCGGAUCUUUGGAUAAGGUGCUGAGAACUUCCGCUGGUGUUCUUUUCUUCGGUUCUUGUGUGGGCUUUCGGACGUGA
This is a messenger RNA of Dentiscutata erythropus, 129 nucleotides long. NCBI's taxonomy places the organism in Eukaryota, Fungi, Glomeromycota, Glomeromycetes, Diversisporales, Gigasporaceae. The record is from the annotation of a GenBank genome assembly.